Messenger RNA from Racocetra persica, 471 nucleotides. Lineage: Eukaryota; Fungi; Glomeromycota; Glomeromycetes; Diversisporales; Gigasporaceae. The record is from the annotation of a GenBank genome assembly.
UCUUGAAAUGUCUAAAGCAAAAAAUAAAGAAGCAAAUACUGAUUUAUUGGCUGUAAUUUUAGAAGCUGCUGAUAAUGAAAAUUACAAGUACACGAAUAAAGAACUUAGAGAUGAUAUAGAUAUGCAAAAAAAAGCUAGAGAAGAAGCACUCAAUGUUUUAGGAAGUACUUCAACAAUACCAACUUCUGAUAACCUUAGGGACCUAAAAUAUAUUACUGCAAUAAUUAUGGAAACGCUCCGUAUUUAUCCACCAGUAUUGCAAGUGCUAUUUCGUACUCCUACUAAGCCAUUAAACUUAUCAAGAAAUAUUACGAUACCGAAAGGAGUAAUGGUUGCAGUAAACUUAUGGCAGAUUCAUAGAGACCCAAAUCUUUGGAAUGAUGUUGAUAAGUUUGUGCCCGAAAGAUUUAUGAAACCUGAAAAAGAGAUAAGACAUAAUUGGGUUCCAUUUUCUAGUGGACCCAGAAAUUG